This is a messenger RNA of Protobothrops mucrosquamatus (brown spotted pit viper), 408 nucleotides long. It is a transcript of the gene RBP1, whose product is annotated as retinol binding protein 1. Gene Ontology annotation, cellular component: cytosol; nucleus. The transcript has 4 exons. Gene Ontology annotation, biological process: fatty acid transport. Gene Ontology annotation, molecular function: fatty acid binding. The record is from RefSeq and is a predicted model, not a curated record. NCBI's taxonomy places the organism in Eukaryota, Metazoa, Chordata, Lepidosauria, Squamata, Viperidae. Bases 1 to 408 code for a protein of 135 amino acids.
AUGCCUGCAGAUUUUAAUGGUUAUUGGAAAAUGCUCAGUAAUGAGAAUUUUGAGGAGUAUUUGAAAGCUCUAGAUGUAAAUAUUGCAGUGAGAAAAAUAGCCAGUAGACUCAAACCUGAUAAAGAGAUUAUUCAGGUUGGAAACCAUAUGAUCAUUAAAACCCUAAGCAGUUUUAAAAAUUUCAUCAUGGACUUUGAAAUAGGGACAGAAUUUGAAGAGGAUUUAACAGGGGUGGAUGGUCGCAAAUGUAUGACACGUGUGACAUGGGAUGGAGAUAAACUUCUUUGUGUGCAGAAAGGAGAAAAAGAAGACCGUGGUUGGAGCCAAUGGAUUGAAGGAAAUGAAAUGCACUUAGAAAUUAGAGCUUGUGGUGUCAAGUGUAAGCAAGUAUUUAAGAAGGUACAGUGA